CUUUGAACGCCUCUUAUGCACCAGCGUGGGAACAGAAUAUUGAUGUGACUCGGGCAAUACUUUCCGACGAUCUCCUUCGCUUACGAUAUGCAGUACCCAACCUCAUGGUGAGUAGCACCCUGCCGCAGCACCGCCUGCUUCUCGAACUGUUCGAUUGUCAUCUGUGGUCCCGGCAGAGGGCGUGGAAGAUCUCCUACCACCCGUUCUGUCAGAGACCCUUCGUUUCAGCUGUUAAACUCAAUUGUGGCCCUCUCUCCUUCAUAUCUCCCUCGUUUGCCAGAUUCUCGCCGUUGACCCUUCAAGUGCGGAGUGUACGUUAUCAACGGCUCGUAGUCGGCUCCGGAGCUGCCACCGUUAACUUAGCGAAACACAUUAUCAAACAAACUCGGCGAUAUGGUUCGUACCAGCAACGCGAGCAGGCUUGUCGCCUUCUCUCUGUGUGCCGCGCUCGCGACGGCGCAAACAUCGACUCAACCAGCGUCUUCCAGUACUUCGGCACCACCCAGCAGCACUACCCCUCUCCCAACUCUGACCGCGGCCGCAAAUGCGUCAACGACCACAGACAUGCCAAUGACAAUAUGGGACAUCGCAAACUCUCUCUUGUCGUCGUACUACCCGUCGACAACUCUCACCCAGAUCGAUACGCUUACAUGGCCUGCGACUGUGGUUGUAGGGUCCUCAACCUACAGUGUCCAACCCGAGAGUACAAGUACACCCACAACAUCGUCAGUAGCAUCCAAGUCUCCUGGGAAUUCAGCGCAGUCAGGCCCGAAGCUCGGUGGCGACGAGAAGAUCGGCGUCGCUGUCGGCGCGGCAGUUGGAGCGGUCGCUGUCGCAGUAUUGGCAGUGGUGCUGUGCUGUAUGUACAGGAGGAGGAAAGCAACGGGAAGCUUCUUUCUGCGAAGGCCGACGCCUUCCGUGACAGGUAGCGAUAUCGAAGCAUGGCGAUCUCCGAUAGACCGACACUCUUCCGUUCGAUCCAAUGGGCCCUCAUCAUUGUGGGCGGAACGCUACGACCGCCUCUCUGACGAACCAUCUGGACAUCUGCAGCCACCGCCUAUGGCGAUGCAUCCGGCCUUCGCACGCCAAUACUCACAGCAGUCGCUGUCUGAGAAGAACCCAUUCUUCACACCCGAAGAACGCUCUCACGAGCAUUUCGAGCUGGACGGUGCAGGUGUCGCCACAAAGCCAAGCCAUGAGCCUAUUGAGCAACACGCUGAACGGGGUGCAAGGCCGCCAACACCCUUCUCGCCCAUGCUCCAAGUGGAUACUACUACAUCCCAUGAGGCCUCGCGGAUCGUCAAUGAGAACCCAUUCGCGAGUGAGGAGGACGAGGAAGCCAACGACUUGGUGUCUCCUAUCGUACCGCCCGCGCGAAGCCCAGAACGAAGAUACUCGCCAAUGGUACACUAUCCAUCAUGGAGCGAGGUAUCGGAGUUCGACUUCAGCGGUGAGGGGCGCCGUUCGACCCGAAACACGUCGAGUAACGAGGACGUUAGUGACGGGUGGCAUCCACGGCGGGAGUCGGUUAUUGGAAGGCAUGAGUUGGACUAGUGAUUGGCACUUCUUGAUUGGGCGUGUCGCUGGCCCUCAUACUUGCCUUGUUCUGAUGAAGACACUACUUGAAGAUGAUGAUGGAAUAAUGCCUGUAUAUACAAUCAGAUACCCUCGUGGCGCCGCAGCAAUUGUUGGUAGCUCAAUGCAA
Messenger RNA from Baudoinia panamericana UAMH 10762, 1705 nucleotides. RefSeq lists its product as uncharacterized. NCBI's taxonomy places the organism in Eukaryota, Fungi, Ascomycota, Dothideomycetes, Mycosphaerellales, Teratosphaeriaceae. The record is from RefSeq and is a predicted model, not a curated record. The transcript has a single exon. The coding region runs from base 394 to 1554 and encodes 386 amino acids.